CUCAUUGAUUAAUUUCAUCGAAAAGGUUCCAGAUACGAAUCCACUCCGCAUCACCACUAGGCCUGCCAUCGAGCACUUUAUUUUAGUUCAUUAACUAAGCAAAUGGAAUUCAGUUGAGCUUCGACUCUGGCGGACAGAGCAUCCGGUCAUGUCUCAUUUGUUGGUGCAAAUAUAUUUCGGAUACGCGCUGGCUAUAGGCAUAACUUCGAAUCGGAUGGUAGGCUCAAUCUUUAAGCAGACAUGUUUCUCGAGAUGUUAUGCACUGGUCGUGAAUAUCGCAACCCUCGUGCUAACUCCAGCACUUCUUUGGGAGUCACGGAAUGGUUUUCGGGGAUCUCAUUCCUUCCCAAAACUUAUUUUGAUUACCUUCCAUGUGCGAUACCUGGUCGCGUAUGCGGUCAUAUUAUAUACGGUAUUAUCGCGCGGUUUUCGGGACAGAGCCCUAAAGGAAGUGCAGCCCCUUCUCAUCAAGUUAAUGCACGAGGAAAAGCGUAAUGGAAGGCAGAGGCUCACACGAUCCCUCCUGCUGCCCCUCUACCUGAAGUUCUUCAUGGCGAUUUACAUGUGCUUGACUAUAUGGAUAUUCCACUCUUACUCUGGCCCGGAAAUUAAUUGGAAGACAAUAGCUAAAAUUAUAUUUCUAGGCAAUGCCCUCAACAUCCUAGAGAUCGUCCCCAUGGGCUACUUUUUGGCACUGUGGCACAUUGCAAGUGGCUAUGACUUAGUCAACCAACGGUUGGACGAUAUCAUGGCAUCCACUCCCGUUGAUUUUGAGAAACUACAAAACAUUUGGUCGCUUCAUGCUGCAUUAACCAGAACAGCGAUAAGGGUCAACAAGAUAUAUGGCCUUCAGAUGCUGGCAAACCGCUUCGAUAACUUUAUUUACGGUGUGAUCAAUGCCUACUGGGGAACGUUUUUUACCUUCGACGCCGAUACGAAUUUUGUAUGGGUAGUCAUUGGUUCCGUCACGUAUUGGAUCCGAUGCGUGGACUCUUAUUUGAUCGACCACAUGAGCGACUUGGUCAUGCGAUACCAGAGCUCACCAAAGCAUGCCUGGAGCGAGAGGUGCUGGUCGCAAGAGAUCAACUCCUAUGUGACCUAUGUUAGCAGCUCCAAGCUACAGCUUCGGACAUGUGGUCUCUAUCAAGAGAAUCGAAGUCUAUGGUUCGAAACGAUUAGUAGCAUUUUGUAUUACUAUAUAAUGCUCCUACAGUUUCACCUGGUGAUGAGGAAUUAAUCGACAGGAGAUGGCAUUCCUGUGGCAGAUGCUCUCAUCUAUAAUACUAUUGCUUGAAAUCCUCCUUUAUGUAGAGAGAAUUUUAUAAAAUAUAGUUUUUCUUAAUUGAAAAUUGGGGAUAAGCAGAUUUUAAGCUUUCUAAUGUUGGUGGAUACCACAAUUACCUGACUGUAGGGUUGUCAAAUGGUCUGGUCCACAUUUGCUUGGUAAACAAAACCAUAAAGUGCUAAUCUGUUUGUUUUUGAUCGAAUGAACAACUACCCUUACCUUUUUUUUAUUUUCAUAUGUGUGGAAGUGAUCAAUUUAUAAUGUGCUGUGUAUCGGAAUCUUGGAAUUUUCAAUACCAU
Drosophila miranda is the source of this 1584-nucleotide messenger RNA. RefSeq names its product putative gustatory receptor 59b. Bases 149 to 1237 code for a protein of 362 amino acids. The transcript is spliced from 2 exons. The record is from RefSeq and is a predicted model, not a curated record. NCBI's taxonomy places the organism in Eukaryota, Metazoa, Arthropoda, Insecta, Diptera, Drosophilidae. Gene Ontology annotation, biological process: sensory perception of taste. Gene Ontology annotation, cellular component: membrane.